This is a messenger RNA of Nerophis lumbriciformis (worm pipefish), 4948 nucleotides long. Its product is annotated as solute carrier family 12 member 9. NCBI's taxonomy places the organism in Eukaryota, Metazoa, Chordata, Actinopteri, Syngnathiformes, Syngnathidae. Gene Ontology annotation, molecular function: potassium:chloride symporter activity. Gene Ontology annotation, biological process: chloride ion homeostasis; chloride transmembrane transport; potassium ion homeostasis. The record is from RefSeq and is a predicted model, not a curated record. Gene Ontology annotation, cellular component: membrane.
GCAUCACAUGACACUUUUGCUGAGAAAUGAACCAGAACUAAAGUAUUUAUGGACUUGGACUUUAGUUUUAAAGUAUUUGUAAAGGUAGCUGAAAUUAGAGUUAACUAUACAAACCGCGUUUUCUCGAUUUAUUUAUUCGCAAAAAAAACUCCCCCCGCCCGGCGUCCCUAUGUUGUCAAGGAGGAAGCGUACUUUUGAGCCACGAGUGGCCAGAACGUGUCACUGAUUAACUUAAGUGAUGAUAGUUUUACAGGCGUGUUAUCUGCGAAAUUAUUCAAUGGCAUAUUGAGAAGAAAAAUAGGUGUUAUUGUUUAAUAGGAGCGAAGUUAGUCAGGAUGACAGAGCGGACUCCGCUCCUCCACUACCGUCUGUUGACCAGCGUCAAUGAAUCCGAGCGGCGGGCUCCUUCAGCCGGCCCGGCCCGGGAGAAGACGCCGGCCGGUCCCCGGCCCCGGUUCUCCCACUCGAAGCAACCGAAGAAACUAUCCACCUUCUUCGGUGUGGUCGUCCCCACCUUGCUGUCGAUGUUCAGCGUGAUUGUAUUUCUGAGAAUAGGUUUCUUGGUUGGCCAGUCUGGACUGUAUCAAGCAAUUGCCAUGUUCAUUGUGGCUUACUUCAUAAUCUGCAUGACUGUGCUGUCGGUGUGUGCCAUCUCCACUAAUGGCGCCCUGGAUGCUGGGGGGGCCUACUACAUGAUCAGCAGAGCGUUGGGUCCAGAAUUUGGAGGCAGUAUUGGAAUCAUGUUUUUCUUGGCUAAUGUGUGUGCUUGUGCUUUUUAUGUGCUGGGCUUGGUCGAAGCCAUUGUUGCCACCUUUGGUGUGCCAGAGGAUGGGUCACUGGCAGCAUCUUCACACCAAGUCCUGCCAUCAGGCUACUGGUGGUCUCUUCUUUACGCCACAGCUAUCGCCCUGCUCUGUUUGCUUGUGUGCCUGGUCGGUGCUCACAUCUAUGCCAAGGCCACCUUCCUUAUCUUCCUGGUGGUCAUCUUUGUCCUCGGCACCAUCUUCAUCAGCUUCUUUGCAGUACAUCCUCGUACCAUCAUCCUACCUGGUUCUGCCACAUCUGACCUAGUGGUAAAUGGAACGGGCCCGACUACGGCAAACUUUACUGGCUUCAAGUUGGACACCCUGCUGGGGAACCUGUGGGCUGACUACACUGUGGAUUACACCACUGGAAAUUUGAUGACCUUUGCCACUGUGUUUGCUGUGAUGUUUAAUGGCUGUACUGGCAUCAUGGCGGGAUCCAACAUGUCAGGCGAUCUAAAAAAUCCAAGCUACUCCAUUCCACGUGGCACCAUCACCGCUGUCAUCUUCACCUUCAUCAUCUACAACCUGCUCAGCGUCCUUGUUGCCUGCUCUUGUGACCGAGUGUUACUUCAGAAGGAUUACAGUUUCCUCAGAGACAUCAACAUCUGGAACCCUUUUGUGACCAUUGGAGUUUAUUCUUCUACCCUUUCAGCAGCCAUGAGCAACCUCAUUGGCGCCUCACGCAUCCUCUACGCCUUGGCCAGAGAUGACUUGUUUGGUAAGGUGUUGUCUCCUGCUAAGAAGACAUCUAACAGUGGCAACCCCUGGGCCUCUGUGCUUCUUUCCUGGUUUCUUGUACAACUCGUGCUGUUUUCGGGGAAGCUCAACACAAUUGCCAGUAUUGUGACCAUUUUCUUUUUGCUGGUUUAUGCUGCUGUGGACUUGGCAUGCCUCGCUCUGGAAUGGGCCUCAGCACCUAAUUUCAGGCCCACUUUUCGAUACUUCACCUGGCAUACGUGCGUGCUGGGCAUUGUGGGCUGUGCCGUCAUGAUGUUUCUUAUCAACGCUAUCUACGCCUCGGCCAGCAUCGCUUUCAUGCUGCUGCUGCUUCUGCUGAUUCACUACCUCAGUCCAACCUCAAGCUGGGGCUACAUCAGCCAAGCUCUUAUUUUCCACCAGGUGCGCAAGUAUUUGCUGAUGCUAGAUGUGAGAAAGGACCAUGUCAAGUUCUGGAGGCCACAGGUUCUGCUGAUGGUUUCCAACCCUCGUAGCAGUACAGGCCUCAUCACAUUCAUCAAUGAUAUUAAAAAGAGUGGACUCUACGUUCUGGGACACGUUCAACUCGGAGAUCUCAACACGUUGCCCUCUGAUCCUCUUCAAUCCCAGUAUGCUUCCUGGUUAACCCUGGUGGACUAUCUCAACAUUAAAGCCUUUGUCAACCUGACAUUGGCUGAUUCAGUACGUCACGGGAUCCAACACCUCUUGUUCAUCUCUGGACUAGGUGGAAUGCGUCCCAACACACUUGUCUUGGGUUUCUAUGACGAUAGUUUGCCAAAAGACAAGCUCUCUCCAAGUCAGUCCACAGAUCUUUCAGCGUCUCAGGAUCUUGAGCAGCACACCACUCCCUUCCAUUUUGCUUCCCUUCGGCGGUCUAGUAACGGUACUAAAAAGGAUAACGCCCUUGACGGAAAGGUUCUGGGGGCCGAGGAGUACGUAGCAAUCAUUGCGGAUGCCAUGAAGAUGCUGAAGAAUGUGGUUCUGGCCCGUUAUUUUAACAACUUUGACCGAGAAAAGGCUCUGUCAGCGGCCUCCUCCUCUCCAGGAAAGAGUUCUGUCUACGUGGACGUGUGGCCGGUCAAUCUGCUGCGUCCAGACAGCUCCAGCUACGUGGAUACCUGUUCUUUGUUCUUGCUUCAGCUGGCAUGCAUUCUCAACAUGGUGCGAUCUUGGCGCAAAGCCACACUCCGUCUCUUCCUAUGUGUGGAGGAAGGGCGGACCGUGAGUGGCUCAGAGGAGAAGCUAGGACAGCUGCUGAAAGAGUUGCGAAUAAAAGCUCAAAUCUACCUUGUGCCUUGGGACCAGCAGGUGGCGCUACACUGGCAGCGACAAGGCGGGAGAAUUGGAGAAGAGAACAAGCAAGCGUCAGAAUCUCUCCAAACCGUCAAGGAAGGAGAGAGGCGGGGGAAAGAUGAAGAGGAUGACGAUGAUAAUUACGCCAAUAGCUUCCCGAGCAACACCACGCGCCUAUCAGAUGACUACUUGUCAGCUGUCAAUCAGCUGAUCCUAGACCAGGCACGGCCACCACCGACUGUGCGCUUUCUGUACCUGCCCCGCCCCCCGGCUGACACCCGCCGCUACACUGCUUACUUGCACCAGUUGGAGCUGCUGACACAGAACCUGGGCCCAACUUUGCUCAUCCACGGUGUGACGCCUGUCAUCACCACUGAUCUCUGAACACUUCCGCUCACACGCACUAAGCUGUGACAGGCUUGGCGUCGGUCUUGUUGACUGCUGUUGUGUGAAGGUGUGAACUCCUGUCCCAAAAGCUGACUGACUAAACUGACCAAACGCUUGACCAGCACAAUAUGGACCAAACCCGAAAAAAGCCCAACAACUCAUAUAAUAUUUUUCUAAGGAAUAUUUCAAAUGAAACUGUAUUUAUCACAAAGCAUUGCACAAAAAUACUAUAAUGCAUCGAAACAGGAUUGUGGUCUUCAAGUUAAAAUAGUAUGACAUGAUUAUGUUUGUCUGUACUGGUUAUAUUAUUUAUAUGUGUAACAGUACGCCAUCAUCACGAUGCCGCCGGUUAAUUUUCGGUAAAUUGAUAGGGGAACAGUACUUUUUUGGCAAUUUUGUCCAUCAUCCACAAUACCUAUGGUAGAAAAGAACACACAUCUAUUUUCUGUUCAUUCUAAAUAGUAAGAAACUUAUAACAAGAGGCGGCUAACAAUGUAGGUUAUGGUGAUUGACCUAUUUCUCCUAUAAAACCCUCUAAAAAAAAACCAUCCAACAAUGUUGUAAAUACAUAGGGUAAGUAUGUAUGUAUUUUAAUGUAGUAUCAGGCACAUUGAUGAUAUUUAACUUUAACUUUAACAUGUAAUAGUUACAGUAUUUUGGUCAUUUUAAGCAUUAGCAGAACUUCUCUCCUGGGUGCAUUGAUUUCACAGAGCCCAUAGCAACGGACGCUACUUCUGUCAAGAACUACUACAACUACUACUAAUCAUGACAUACUUGGUGAAAGACAAUGGGACUACUUUGGGACAAUUGAUGAUCUAAAACUUUAUCUUUUUGACCCUCAAUAUACAAAAGAUGAGCUAAAAACACCGAGCAUCAUGUAGCACUAAUGAUAAGUGCUAAACAAGAAAUACAAACAUAACAUAACAAAACAAAACAGUCACUUACCAAGCCACUCGCACUAGUCACUGGUGGGAUGUUUAUAUCUUUCAGCACAAAAUUGUGCUCCCCGUAGUUGGUGAAUUCAGCAUAAUCCAACACUCCUCAGGUAAAUAAUGCUUGGUUGAAAUGAGAAUCUUGCUGCAUCUUCCUAGCGAUGUUUUUGGAUCUAAGUUAAAUUUCAAAGUUGAUCAACUUCUUGGCUAAUGGCCACAACUUUCUGUACGGGUUUGAAACAUGAUUUAUAAUGCAGCACAAACUUUUACCAACGCAGAGGCGAGGCAGAAGCAGCUCAGUAGCUGUGUUACCUUUUGCAAGUGGCACGAGGAGCAGUGUGAAUGUCUCUAUGAGCAAUGCGCUGUUUUACUACACCAGAAAAGUAGUUCCUCAGCAUUAAUGCUUACAAAAACAAUGUCGCUAUAGCCUGGUUGAUAUGCGUGUCACGACAUAUAUGUACAUAAAUGGAGCGUUGUUGGCGGUUUUUACCUGCAUUGUUAGCUACCUCGUGCUAGCAGUUUUUAAGUAUUUAGAAAGCAUAGAAAAGAGGAGAAUGUUUUUGUAACACACAUAGGUUGUAAAUGAUUGAAAAAAAUCCCAAAAAGUGCAGUUUCUGUUCAGGAAACAUAGUAAACAGCUUUCAUGAUUUAAAACAAAUAAUUAUUUAAAAAAACUGCUGGUCCAAAAAAAAUGUAAUAUAGAGACAAAUGAAAGGAUACUUUAAUACUUCUUGUGCCUUAGAGAUGCAAAAGCACAUCCAAUAUAGGUCAAUAUAAGCUAAGCUAUGAACAAAACAACUUUGUGUUAUAGCU